UUCGGACUCCCCCAGUCACACAAUACCACCAGCACUAGGAGGGCGAAAGCUAGCACAGGCUUCCUCCGAGACGUGUGAGGCACCACCGCAUCUUUUAGAACUCCCGAUAAUGCAGCAUCAUUGGACAGCUGAACGCGCUGAGAGGAAAAACAUGCUGGAGCUGCUGGAGGAGCUACCUAACGGAGCGCCGCCUGACAAAGUGCGGAACUACAUCUACCAGCUAAUCAAAGCCAUCCACUGGUGCCAUAAGAAUGACAUUGUGCACAGGGACAUUAAGCCAGAGAACCUCCUCAUCAGCUCUGAGGACGUGCUCAAGCUCUGUGACUUUGGUUUUGCCCGUGACCUGUCUGAAGGAACUGACGCUAACUACACUGAGUAUGUGGCCACCAGGUGGUACCGCUCUCCUGAACUACUGCUGGGAGCUCCGUAUGGGAAAGCAGUGGACAUGUGGUCAGUGGGGUGUAUUCUGGGCGAGCUGAGCGAUGGGCAGCCGUUGUUUCCGGGCGAGAGUGAGAUAGAUCAGCUCUUCACCAUCCAGAAGGUCCUGGGACCCCUCCCUCCAGAGCAGAUGAAGCUUUUCUACAACAACCCCCGCUUCCACGGACUACGGUUCCCCACAGUGAGCCACCCGCAGACUCUGGAGAGGAGAUACCUCGGCAUCAUCAACGGCCCCAUGCUGGACCUAAUGAAGAACCUGCUGCUUUUAAACCCAAAUGAGCGUUUUCUGACGGAACAGAGCCUGAAUCACCCCGUUUUCCAGACGCAGUGCCACACGGACCGCACCGGCCCACCCACCCCUACGCCCAUCCGCUCCUCCAAGAGAAAACCCCACCAUGACAAUGCCGCCCUCAGCAGGAGUCACGGAAGUAAGAGCUCAGGGCACCAUCGUUCUAACAGCCGGGACUGUUCGAGCCUGCCGCGUCACGGUCAUGAUGACUUGCUCCCACCAAGCACUGAGGCCUUCCUGAAUGGCGCUGGGCCAGGCUCCAGUAGCCUGAGUCCCACACUGCACCCUAAAUCCUACCAGCCACCUCAGCCUCUCAACCGCUCGGCGUCAUGCGGGAAAGACCUGUCCAACCUGCCACAUGCCGGCCUCAGCCCCAAGAAGGCCAAAGCCAAAGCAGCCGACUUUGACUUCGGCAAGCCCUCGGACGGCCCUGGCGCCAAAUACCUCAAAUCCAAUGCCUCUCGUCACUCCCAGAACCGCCACUCCUUUGUAGAGGGCAAGACCAACACGCUGCAGGGGGAGCGGGAGAAGCAGGGUCGCCAUGGCUACGGCGAGUCUUCGGGUGGGAAGGGCUCUUCAUCAUUUCUGAGCCUGUCCAAGAGCCAUGGGACACUGAGUGAUGCCAAAUCCGUCAGCAACCUGAGUGACCCACGCCUGCUCCAGGAUGAGCUACCCCUGCCUUCAUCCCGCUACUUCCCCUCCAGCUGCCUGGACCUGAACGUCAACCUGAACCUGCCAGCACCGGGCAGCCCCAACCUGCGGCACAGCCCGUCAACCGGAGGCCGGACCAAGCCAGACACCUCGCUCCGCCGCUCUUCUUCACGCCACAAGAGCCAGCAGCAGGACGAGGCCAAAGCCACAGACCCCUUAGACCCCGGAGGGGGAGGAGGCGGAGGAGGACUUUCAGCUGCCCAUGACUUCCCCUACGGCCUGGGCUACACCAGCCCCUUCUCGUCCCAGCAGCGGCCACACAGGCACUCCAUGUAUGUGCGGCGUGAGCGAGGGCGGCCUCAUGGAGGGGACAUGAGCGGCCUGGCUGUUGGACAGGGGUUGCCCACUCGUGCCAGCAGCCUCCAAAUGCUCUCACCACAGCUGCAGCACCGCACGCUACCCAGACAUGUAGGCAGCUCUGCACCCCGAGACGAGGCCCCUGAGGAGAUCAGGGCAACCAUAUAUCACGAGCAGCAUCCAGAGGACGGGGGAUCGUCCAAGGAGAACCGCAUGAUCUAUAGCGAGUCUAUGCCCCGCAGGGUCGGCAGCUUCUACAGAGUGCCCUCUCCUAGACCAGAUAAUGCUUUCCAUGAGGGCAGCGGGCAGAGCUCAGGGAUGAACAUGGAGAGCAGCAGUCACACCAAACGCCAGCCCACUUAUGACCCCUGGACGGGGCCUGAGCCACUGGAUUUGAGUCCGCCAGAGCCAGCCAAAGAGAAGGAGAAGCAAGGCUUCUUCAGAGCAAUAAAGAAGAAAAAGAAGAAGUCUCAGACGGUGGAUGCUGGAGAAGGCAGAAGUCCUGUCAUCAAGAAAUGUCUUUUCCCUCUGUUUAACUCAAAGACUAGCUUUAAACGUAACUCCUCUGAGAGAGUACCUCCCCUAGUGGCCUCACCGAUGGUUCUCAAUGAAGGUCCGGAUCAGGUGGUGAUGCAGAAGUCGUCCAGGUCGUUCGGUCACCAGGGCAGCAGCCGGCACCGGACACGCAGCAGAGACCGUGAGAGGAGCCGGGACAGAGAGCAGGAACGAGAACGAGACAGCGAGUGGCCAGCCGAGAGGAUAUCUGAAGCCCACUCUCAGAACCAGCCACUCAAGUCCCUUCGCAAGCUCCUUCAUCUCUCCUCCUCAUCCUCCUCCAACCAACCUGCCACCCCAGACCUGCGUUUCCCCCACUCUAACCCAGGUUCCUCUAAAGGCGGGAGCUUUGUGGAAUCCCGGGGUCAUGUGGGAGGGGGCUCGAGUCAGUCCAAGUCCCGUCAGUACCCUCUCCCAGGUCAACUGGAGUCCACGUGGCACUCGGCAGCUCUGGCCCGAGCCGAGGGAAACCCAUACCCAGACCAGCUGGCCUCCAAAGCAGGCCAGAACGGACAUGGAUUUGGCCGCCCAUCUCGAUCACGGAUGCCAAACCUCAACGACCUGAAAGAGACGGCUCUUUAAGCCGAGGGAGCUCAGAAAGCUCUUGAACCACAGCACCGCCCUGAGGCCUGGAGGAUUAGAGAGUGAGGGACAGUGUUCUUGACCUCUCAUGAAUGCUAAGGGUAGGCCUGGACAUGUCUUAAUCUUUUUUUUUUUUUUUAAUCUUCCAUAUUUAAUAGAAUUUGUAAUAUUAUUUAUGGACUUACUGUAUUUUUUGUUAUUGGAUAAAUAUAAUUUCAAUGAAAAUAUACAUAUAUAUGUUUAUGUAAGCAUAAGAUGUAUAAUUACUAGUUAUAAUACAUUAUUCUGCAUAUAAUUCUUAUAUUUGGUUAAGGAUGUUGAAUGGUUUGUGUAUGAAAUAUAUAAGUUUAUAAGAAGAGCAUCAUUAUGACAUACGCUGCAACUUUUUCCGUUACAUUUAUUUUUAAACAUUGGGUUAAACAUAGGAGCUAAGAGCCAGAUCUAAUAAUAGACUGAUGUUUAUCACUUGUUAGCUAAUAAAAUGCAACAGGCAACAUGUCUGAGAGCUUUUAAAGGACAAGCCAGAGUCAAGUUCAGUAAUUCUGACUCCUACCAAAUCCUGCAGCGUCACACCACCACCUGCUGGCCGCAGUCGUUCACUGCAUACUGUACACAUCAAAAGUUUGCAUAAGUUUUAAACAAAAAAAGCUUGUUCAAAUGUGUAAAAGCCAGAUUCCAUUUGUAUAUUCUCAGGUUUAGUGUUAUUUAAACACUGUAAAUACUAUUUUAUUGCAAUAUUUUGAGACCAACACAGGAAAAAUUAGUUUUUAAACUCUUUCUCUGUAGAGAUCAUCUGAAUAUAUGAUUGUGUGGAGGAAAGUAGGUUCAAUAAUCAGCUUACUGCAAUAUGUAAACACAAUAAAUAACUAGCCACCACAUUAUCAAAGUUCAGCAGAUUUUCUUCGGAUAAGGCAAAAAUAUUUCAGUAAAUACUGCUAUUGACUUGAGUAGUAGUAAGUAGUUACACGAGAUGUCAAAAGCCAAGAAGAUCUGUAAAUACCUUAGCACAGAAAUAUGCAUCCAAAAAAUAAACUCUUUAAAGCAAGAGUUUGCAGGCUAAUUAGCUGGAUUUGGAAUAAUUGCUUCACUACUGUAAAUAUAUUAGGUUUAGCUUGUAUGGCAUUAACACCAGCAUCACACUACAUACAUCAGGAGUUCCUCAAACACCAGAGACCCAGAGAGUUUCACAGCCUCUUACUGACACACUUUUACUCCAUCACAAAUCUAUAGCCUUAACUCCUGUGUUUCUCAGAACAAAAUAAGAGCUCUACGCAAUGUUGUCAAAUGACUUUGGUUUCCUUAGAUACUGGCUUUACACACUGAAAUUUUUUCUGCAACUUUAGUUGCUUGAAAUUCAAAUGAAUGAAAAUUUCUGUUGGGUUGCGCAAUGUGAAAUCUCAGCUCAACUUCAUGGACCUAAUUUCAUGAAAUAGUCAGUCAAAAUGCCAGUAAUGUGACCACAUUAAAUGACAUGCUUUUAAACCACUGAUUUCACCAGAUCACUCGACAAGAAUAAAACAGAAGUUAAUCGUUCCAGUGGUGCCAACUAGUGACUGUGCCACGAUUUGUUCUUCUAGCAGUUAAGUAGCUAGAAACACUCUUCUCUUUUGACACCCCCUAAUUUUGACACCCCGUAAUUUUACACAGAGUUUAGAUUCAUUGAGAUCCAAAUUAUGAAAAUGACUACAAAGUAGUACUACGACGACAGCUGCUAAUAUUAAUUUCCAAAGGUUUAACUUCAUAAUAAUAUAGUGCAUCAAAAAGCUGCUGUUUUGGCUAACCAGUGGAGUAACUGAAUGGGUUGCAUGCAACUUUCAGUGUUUUUGAAAUGAUCUGUUAUGCCUGUCAAGUUGCAUGAAAAUCACGUUGCAGGCAACUCACAACAUGCAGCUAGUUGCAUGAAAGUUUUACCAUGUAAAACCAGCCUUAGGUUGGCUUUACACUGUGAAAGUUUCAUUAAAAAUGAGUUGCUUGAGAUUUAUUUGAAACUAAGUUUCAUAAAACAGCUAUUCAGACCACAUAACAUGCUUAACAUGCGCAGAACAGAUUAAAAUGAUGAAGUUUAGGUAUUUUUGGCAUUUUAAGCAAUCUCAAUGACUGGAAAAGAACAGCAACAAAGUUGACGCAAAUAUGCAAAUAACACAUCGUGGGUCGUUUUCUAUAUCGAGAAGAAUAUCACAUCUAAAAAAUACAAAUUAGUGGAGUAAUCAAACGAGUUGGUAUGUGAAAAUGCCACGUUGCGCCAGUGCCAAUGCAAUUAUGUUGCAUGUAGCUAGUUGCAUGAAAUUUUCACUGUGUAAAGCCAGCCUUAAAGUGUUUUUCAACCUACCGUUUGCCUGUAUAUGUAAUUUGUAUGCCAUGAACAAUAAUUUUAAUGCUUAGCAAAGGGUAUUUUUUACAAUUUCUUAUUCUUACAGUUGAAGCCAGUGGGCUGGUACUGAAGCAACUGGCAGUUCUAUUCUAUUUUAAAGCUGGCAGUGUACAUAAACUGAAACAAUGUCUUUAAAGGCCAAACAACACAGUGGGUUGAGUGUGUACAGUAUGCUGUGUGCUAAACAGAACUCCUGGUCACUGUGUAGUUUGGUCUGAGACCUCCCUCUGACUGUGAUAGGUCUUAAUCACUGUAUUAUUCAUUCUGCAACCUCGCCCAGACCACGAUUGGUCCUAAUCCCCACAUCAUUAGUUCUGAAACCUCCUUUGAUGUCAGUGGGUCCAGUGCAUGAAGUGGGCGUCUAGCGUACUUCCAUAAGCUUACUUACAACAUUCCUCAGCACUGGUUUGGCGAUACGUUCACUGCAUUUCAUUCUUUCAUCAUUUAAAGUGUACUGCUGGCUUAUUUUGGAGUAUACACAGACUGGCCUCCUUGUCUCACACUCUUUGUCCAUUUUAUCAGCUCCACUUACCAUGCAGGUACUUUGUAGUUCUACAAUUACAGACUGUAGUCCAUCUGUUUCUCUGCAUACUUUGUUAGCACCAUUUA
Molecule: messenger RNA, 5852 nt
Organism: Pygocentrus nattereri (red-bellied piranha)
Lineage: Eukaryota; Metazoa; Chordata; Actinopteri; Characiformes; Serrasalmidae
Product: cyclin-dependent kinase-like 5
Exons: 14
Coding region: 110-2872 (920 amino acids)
Biological process (GO): intracellular signal transduction; positive regulation of axon extension; protein phosphorylation
Cellular component (GO): nucleus; dendrite cytoplasm
Molecular function (GO): MAP kinase activity; ATP binding
Source: RefSeq, a predicted model, not a curated record